UGUUCCGCACGAUUUGAAAAUAAUCCGCGUGUCAGUGUCAUCUUUCUUAUGCAAAGUAGCUGUCUUUGAAGGCGGAUCUCUUGGCAGGUUAGACCGGGACGGAGGCUCCGACCAGCUCAGACGAGCACUGCCACCAAACCAUCCGCUGCCUGCAGACGGGAGGAGCGUAAUCCAGCCUCUCUCAGGCACAUUUACUGCGACUACUGAGGAUAUUUAUUCCGCUUAUUUCUUUUGAGAGAUUGACUGUUUCGGAGCCGCGCAAAAAAGCGCCGGAGGGGAAUAUAUUUUUUUCGUUAUUGUUCUUAUUAUUUUGUUGCCGUUCUUCUCAAGUUGUCGCGCCGGGAGUUGAAAUCGCAGGGACAGAUACUCCCUCAAAAAGUGACAUGAGACGUGAAAGCGGACCGGAGAGUGUUUUUGUGCGUCGGAUGUUAACAGAUGUGGACAUAUAGCAGCUUUCAUCCACUUACUGAGGACAGAUAUUUACGCGCAAGGAGACUGAAGUCGCUCCUGAAAGCAUGGACCUGAGUUCACUGCUCCAGAGACUGAACGCUGUCGGACCUCCGCGGGAUUUAUGUCUUUAUUAUUAAAGUCUGUAUCUCUCGUUUGAGAAAUCGAUGGUCCUCCACAAGAUAGUUGAGUAAGUUCUUUUUUUUCCCCCCCUACAUUGAUCCUGAUCAUCAACUCAAGCCUGGGUUGAUCACAGACUUUUUAAUGAACUUGUGGGAUUUUUUUUUUCUUUAAAUUAAGAGGGGAGAAUGUGUCCAGCAGUGAAACUGAGCCUCUUCUACUUGCUGCUGGUGCUGUGGAGCUGCAGGGGCUCAGCCAUAAGCUCGAUAGACCCUGACUGGUCAGGAGAGGGGAGAUGUCAGCACAUCAGCAUCCCCCUGUGUAAAGACAUUGGCUACAACAUGACCCGCAUGCCCAAUCUAAUGGGCCACGACGACCAAAAAGAGGCAGCGAUCAAGCUGCAGGAGUUCGCCACGCUGAUACAGUUUGGAUGCCACAGUCACCUCAAAUUUUUCCUCUGCUCCCUGUAUGCGCCCAUGUGCACGGAGCAGGUGUCGAACCCCAUCCCGGCGUGCAGGGUCAUGUGCGAGCAGGUCAAGGUGAAAUGCUCCCCUAUCCUGGAGCAGUUCAACUUCCCCUGGCCGGAUUCUCUGGACUGCUCCCGCCUGCCCACCAAAAACGACCCCAACAACCUCUGCAUGGAGGCGCCCAAUAACGGCUCCGACGAGCCGCCCAAAGUCUCCCACACUCAGCCUCCGGACUUCAGACCCCAGCGGCCUCUGGGCGGGCAGGACCUGCACCUCAAGGACAGCGGCAGCAGGCAGACGUGCAGCAACCCCGGCAAGUUCCACUUUGUGGAGAAGAGUGAGUCCUGUGCCCCCAAAUGCUACCCCAAAGUGGAUGUAUACUGGAGUCAGGGGGACAAGCAGUUCUCUCUGGUGUGGAUGGCCAUCUGGUCCAUCCUCUGCUUUGUCUCCAGCGCCUUCACCGUGCUCACUUUUCUCAUCGACCCGCAGCGAUUCAAAUACCCAGAGAGACCCAUCAUCUUCCUCUCCAUGUCCUACUGUGUUUACUCUGUGGGCUACCUCAUUCGGCUUUUUGUGGGAGCUGACAAAAUAGCCUGUGACAGAGACAAUGGGGUCCAGUAUAUCAUCCAGGAGGGUCUGGAGAGCACCGGCUGCACUAUUGUGUUCCUCAUCCUGUAUUAUUUUGGCAUGGCCAGCUCCCUCUGGUGGGUUAUCCUGACCCUCACAUGGUUCCUGGCUGCUGGGAAGAAGUGGGGUCACGAAGCCAUUGAGGCUAACAGCAGCUACUUCCACCUGGCAGCGUGGGCCAUCCCGGCCGUGAAAACCAUCAUGAUCCUGGUGAUGAGGAAGGUGGCGGGCGACGAGCUGACGGGGGUCUGCUACGUGGGCAGCAUGGACGUCAAGGCUCUCACGGGCUUCGUGCUCAUCCCCCUCUCCUGCUAUCUGAUUAUUGGCACCUCUUUCCUGCUGUCUGGCUUUGUAGCGCUGUUCCACAUCCGCAAGAUUAUGAAGACGGAGGGGGAGAACACAGACAAGCUGGAGAAGCUGAUGGUCCGCAUCGGGGUGUUCUCCGUCCUCUACACCGUCCCGGCUACCUGCGUCAUCGCCUGCUAUUUCUACGAGCGGCUCAACAUGGACUACUGGCGCAUCCUGGCAGGGGAGCAGAAGUGCGUGGACGGCAGCGGGCCGGGGUCGGACGAGUGCGUCAUGAAAGCGUCCAUACCCGCCGUUGAGAUCUUCAUGGUGAAGAUCUUUAUGCUGCUGGUGGUGGGCAUCACCAGCGGCAUGUGGAUCUGGACCUCAAAGACGCUGCAGUCGUGGCAGAAUGUCUUCAGCAGGAAGCUGAAGAAGAGGACGAGGAGGAAGGCUGCCAGUGUGUUCACCAGCAGCAGGCCUUACAUCAAACCACAUCCAUCUCUCAAAGGGCACAGCACCAAGUACGAGCCAACACGACCUCCUCCAACAUGUGUGUAGACCGGCUCCCCUUGAGUGAACCCAAAAAAUACUUUAAAAGCCCUAAACAAGACUGAUAAUAUUCAGAGCGUCAUCAAAAGAAACAAGGUUCAUGUUUUAUUUAUGCAUUGCCAAUAAUACAGCAUAGGUUUUUUUUUUUUUUUUUCUCGUAUCUUGAGCCAUGUCACACAACAAGAGCUGCCUUUGUCUGAGAGAAAAAUCUGGUACUCCUGGAUUCACUUAUUCUAUUCAGGAACUUGGUAGAAGAAAGAAAAAAAAAAUCGCAUUGUUCCCAAAACAAAAAGAGUGGAAUAAACCAUUUGAAUGUGCCAUGGGGUUACUUGAAUUAUGUGCAAUAGAUGUUUUUCUUCACAGGCAAAAAGACACUUGUACUGUUAGUGACAGAUUACAGACAAUGACAGAACCCCAUAAACAAUGGAGGCAAAUGGCCAGAGAGAUGAGUGCUGUGUUUGGAGGCUUUUUUCAUGGAAAUGGAGGCAGUGUCAUAUAUGUUUGAACUGGACUGAGAGCAGCUGUUGAAAGGCACUGAAGACCUUACAAACUGCCCUUUGUGAGGCAAAUCCAUGCCAUAAAUUAAUCAAGCACUCAAUAUUGAAAAGUUAUUUGUAAACAGUUUGUGUCUCUUUCUUUGCUGUUUUGUAGCACAAGGGAACAUUUGUAUAUAUUUCUUUAAAAAAAAAAAAGAAAAAAAGUUGAGAUUUUAUAGAAAAAAAAAU
Molecule: messenger RNA, 3223 nt
Organism: Salarias fasciatus (jewelled blenny)
Lineage: Eukaryota; Metazoa; Chordata; Actinopteri; Blenniiformes; Blenniidae
Gene: fzd10
Product: frizzled class receptor 10
Exons: 1
Coding region: 756-2507 (583 amino acids)
Biological process (GO): canonical Wnt signaling pathway; non-canonical Wnt signaling pathway
Cellular component (GO): membrane
Molecular function (GO): transmembrane signaling receptor activity; Wnt-protein binding
Source: RefSeq, a predicted model, not a curated record